This is a messenger RNA of Orcinus orca (killer whale), 639 nucleotides long. RefSeq names its product taperin-like. The record is from RefSeq and is a predicted model, not a curated record. Lineage: Eukaryota; Metazoa; Chordata; Mammalia; Artiodactyla; Delphinidae. The coding region runs from base 1 to 336 and encodes 111 amino acids. The transcript has 3 exons.
AUGGCUCACUCUGAAGUUUCCUGCGCCGAGUGCGGACAGGUUCCGGGCUCGUUCACCGCCCCGCCGCCCGGUUCGCGCCCCCCGCGCCCCGCGCCCGUCCGCCCCGCGGACCCCUCUGCGCCGGGUCGCCUCCGCCGUCGCUGCCGGGUCAGCCGGAGCGGGAGCAGGAGCGGGAUCCGGCGGGCCGGGGGCGCGGGCCGGGGGCGCGGGCCGGGGGCUGCGGCACUCCAGCCGGGGCCGAGUGCCGUGCCGGUCCGCGGUGACCGCGCCGCCCGGGCGAUGCCCGCGGGGACGCCGCCGGCCGCCGGAGCGAGGUGCUACCCGCCGCUACCAUGACAGAGAGCGUGCAGGCGGCCGACGAGGUCCGAGUGCCCCUGGGCGCGCCAGCCCCGGGCCCUGCGGCGGGGGCGUCCCCGGCGAGCCCUGGGGCCCCGGGGCCAGAGGCGGAGCGGGGGUCGAGGCCCGGUGCGUCGCCCCCCCAGAGCCCGGCGGCCGAGCGCGGCGCGGAGCUGGGCGCCGACGAGGAGCAGCCCGUCCCGUACCCGGCACUGGCGGCCACCGUCUUUUUCUGCCUCGGGCAGACCACGCGGCCGCGCAGCUGGUGUCUCCGGCUGGUCUGUAACCCAUAUCCUUCCCGGG